This is a messenger RNA of Arachis ipaensis, 1314 nucleotides long. The record is from RefSeq and is a predicted model, not a curated record. Lineage: Eukaryota; Viridiplantae; Streptophyta; Magnoliopsida; Fabales; Fabaceae.
AUGCCAAGAAAACCUCGGUAUACCGUUAGUAAUGCAUCCGGAACUGUAGCUGGCCCUAAUAGUCAAACCCACGCUACUCCGCAAACGGAUGGAAUGCAUGAUACGGGAGCAGAUACUUCAAGUGCACAGCGACGUGCAAGAGCCCCUCCACCUCCACGUUCCGGCAACGGUGUAGAUGACCAUUCAGAAGAUGAAGACUAUGACUCGGAGGCGGAUGAGAUCGAGUCAUUCGAUGACCAUCUAGACAACAUAUUUGCCGCACAUGAAGUUGAACGUCAAGGCAAUGCCAACAGCAAAAAAAAAGACACUGAUUAUUGGGUUGUUGAUGUCAUAGAAAAUGGUGUGAUCUCUUCUAUGGAGCUGACUGUUAAGGAGGUAUUAGCACUUCCUCCUGGAAAGAAGAUCGUUCUACACCAUAACAGAGAGUUGCAACAAGUUGGCCAGGCAGUGGGCUUAUUGAGCGGGUUCUUGGGGACAUUGGGGUCUGAUUUUCAACAAUUACCAAUUUGUGCAAAGAGUUGGAAGACAAUGAGCAAGGCUUCCAAGGAGCAUGCGUAUGACCAGAUUAAGCGAGUAUUCCACUAUGAGGACGAUAAAAGAGGGUGGAUAAAGCGGGAAAUUUUACAAAGAAUAGGAAGCUGCUGGAGGAAUUCAAGAAAUCAUUUGUUCCAUAAGGUUUAUGACGAAGAACUAACUUUUGAGCAAAAUAUCAAACGUAAGCCAGUAGGAAUAGAGGCAAAUCACUGGAAAAAGUUUCUUCAAUAUCGGUUGGACGAGGACACGAAGGAGCAACGACAGGGAAGGCCUAUUGGGAGAGGAAAAGGAUGGACCAUGAGUCAUAAAAAAAAGAAUGGAAAGUAUAUGAAUGAAGAAGCGCGUUUGGUUGGGGAAGCAAUUGAACUUAUUGAGAGCCAAGACCCCUCUAGCAAGGAAUUUUCACAGAAUGAUUCCCUUGCACAAGUGCUUGGAAAGGAGUACCCAGGAAGAGUUCAUGGACUCGGUAUUGGUACAUGUCUGAGUCGAUGUUUUCGUAACAUUCCAGAGCAGUCGGACUACGGUGUACAGAUUGAGGAGUAUCAGAUGGAGAUUGUGAAACUCAAGGCGGAGGCAGCAGAACUCAAGGCAGCAGCAGCAGAGGAAAAGGCAAAGAGACAGAGAAUGGAGACAGAGGCAGCUGAAGGGAAGGCAAAAAUACAGACAAUGAGAAAUUUGUUGACAUACGUAAUCCAGCAACAAGGAAGUAAUUUGCCAUCUGAAAUAGCUGCGGAUUUAGAUUCUUUGAGAAGUGCACCAACCUCAUCCCAUGCAAGAUGA